CCGCAGGACUGAGCGCACGGGAGAGCCCUCAUAUGUAAUCUCUUGAUAGUGCAUUUUUGCCUUUGUUGUUUUGCCAAACCUGUAUCUUAUGUUGGAAUAUAAGCAAGAAAGCCAGGUAUUUAAGUGUUUUUCUAGAGCAAUACAGAGUGGUUAAAUUGCGCUUUUAUGACCUUGCACCGAAUGUCAUUAUAACAGGAAUUUAGUCUUGUUAAGGGUAACAAACACAGCUGCAAGGAUGGAGAUUGUAACUCAUUUAAUAAAUGAUACCAUAGAGUUCUAUAAAUGGAGCCUUACCAUUGCAGACAAGCGUGUGGAGAAAUGGCCACUGAUGGGUUCGCCCCUCCCCACCCUGGCCAUCAGCUCCAUGUACUUGCUCUUCCUGUGGGUGGGGCCCAAGUUCAUGCAGAACAGAGAGCCCUUCCAGCUGAGGAAGACUCUGAUUGUCUACAAUUUCAGCAUGGUCAUCCUCAACUUCUUCAUCUUCAAAGAGCUCUUUCUGGCAGCACGGGCAGCGGGCUACAGCUACCUGUGCCAGCCGGUCAACUACUCAGAUGACGUGAAUGAAGUUCGGAUGGCAGCAGCACUGUGGUGGUACUAUGUCUCCAAGGGUGUGGAGUACCUGGACACAGUAUUCUUCAUCUUGCGUAAGAAGUUUAACCAGGUCAGCUUCCUGCACGUGUACCACCACUGCACCAUGUUCACACUCUGGUGGAUCGGCAUCAAGUGGGUGGCAGGCGGACAGUCUUUCUUCGGAGCUCACAUGAACGCUGCCAUCCACGUCAUCAUGUACCUGUACUACGGGCUGGCCGCCUUCGGACCCAGCAUCCAGAAAUACCUGUGGUGGAAGAAGUACCUGACUAUCAUUCAGAUGAUCCAGUUCCAUGUGACGAUUGGCCACACGGCCCUGUCACUCUACAUCGACUGUGCCUUCCCCCACUGGAUGCACUGGGCCCUGAUCGGCUACGCCAUAACCUUCAUCAUCCUCUUCGGCAACUUCUACUACCAGACCUACCGCCGCCAGCCCCGCCGGGAGGCCCCGCCCAAGGGCGGCAAGGCCGUCGCCAACGGCAUCGCCAACGGGGUCUCCCCGGCAACCAACGGCGUCAGCAAACUGGAGGAGAAGCAGGUGCCGGUAGAGAACGGGAGGAGGAAGAGGAGGGGCCGAGCCAAGCGCGAGUAAGAGCUGAGCGGGCCAAGGGGGGGGAGAGGGGGGGCGAGGGAUCCGGCCUCGCUCAGGACACCGAGAGGACCACAGGUCUGGGAGGGUGUGGGGGGCGUGGUGCGACACCACACCCCCCACAGAAACUGCGUGAAUGUGACCUGCCUAUGAUGGAGCGGCAGGAGGGUGUCAUACAUUAUCACAGGUCAUGAGCACAUCAGUUCUACACUCUGUGUUCUCUCUCUUUACGGGGGUCGCAAUAGGGUGGCAUCUCCGUACAGAGACAGGAAUACGGCAGGCGCGCAGACCCUGGACCCUGACCCGACGCACGCUUGCUUCUUUGUAAUGGAGGACUUCCGCGUCCCAUCAUCCGGCAGCAUCAUGCCAUCCCGGUUUUUAUCAACCCAGCUGUAGUUUUAUUUUCCAUUGGUUUGUUUUGUAUGUUGCCUUUGUUUUUAGUGUCCUGCUUUCUGUGAUUGAGUGUAUUAAUAUUUUAUAAGACAGUUAUUUAAAAUGUUUCUUUUUUUUUUUUUUACUUUUUUCACCCAAGCCAACAGGCCAAUGGACAUGCAGCAUGAAUUGCCCAAUUACAGAUCACACCAAUGAACAGAGUCGGGAAGAGUCAUGUGUACGCACCCCACAUAAACAUUCCAGUAGCAGUCUUGCUGCUAUUGACUGACACAUAUCACCUGAUGUGUGUUGCAGGCCUGGAGGUGGGACUACAACCGUGGCUUCAAUUGGCAUAUAUUAGCCAUCAUAACACUUGUCUUCAAGAUUACAGUUUUGUCUGUCCACAGAAUACUAAAGCAAGUUGGCGUGUGAUUUCUAUAGUUACAAGCCCCAUUGGGGGAAUAUUUAAUGUAUUAUGUGUAAUGUAAUGGACUCAUACGUAUCAAUGCAAUUCCCUGCAGAAAUCCAGAGAUCCUUUUUUGCUUUCAUAAUUAGGCAGAUAUUACCACAAUACACAAUUAACCAGCUUCAGUGAGGUCAGAUGUUAUCUCAAUGGAUAGUAUUUAAGAACUUGCAAAUAUUCCAGGUGAUAAAGUCCAAAGAAAUAUCUAUGACAUUGCAUAAAUUUAUUUUUCCAGUUUUGGUUGAAUUAUAAAAAGCUCUCAAAAGCUUUUUAAAACCUCAAUGGUUGAUAAGUAGAGCAUGAUAAAAAAAUAUCUGCCCAUCUAAAUUGAAUGUUAAUGCUAUUAGUAUUUAUUAAUAUUUAACA
This is a messenger RNA of Megalops cyprinoides (Indo-Pacific tarpon), 2378 nucleotides long. RefSeq names its product ELOVL fatty acid elongase 4a (gene elovl4a). NCBI's taxonomy places the organism in Eukaryota, Metazoa, Chordata, Actinopteri, Elopiformes, Megalopidae. Gene Ontology annotation, molecular function: fatty acid elongase activity. Gene Ontology annotation, biological process: very long-chain fatty acid biosynthetic process; sphingolipid biosynthetic process; fatty acid elongation, polyunsaturated fatty acid. Bases 236 to 1180 code for a protein of 314 amino acids. The transcript is spliced from 7 exons. Gene Ontology annotation, cellular component: endoplasmic reticulum; endoplasmic reticulum membrane. The record is from RefSeq and is a predicted model, not a curated record.